UCAGACAGAAGCUACUGUUCAGCAACAACAUGAAUACUCAGGAUGCUGAGAGGAUAUCUAGCUGCUGCAUCUUCCUGGAAUCUCCUGCUGAGUUAGCUGACUUAAACCACUGCAGGUAUCUACUGAUUUCAUCAGAAUAUAGCCACAAAAUCCAGCCUAAGAAGCAGCCAACAUGAUGAAAGAAAUUCAGACGUGCUUGUGUGUCACCUUUCUAUUUGCAUUUGGAAUAGUUUAUGAACUGUCCCAAGAGCCAGAUUGCUUCUUUUUCUGCAAACCAAUUUCCAGACAUUUCCUGAGACCCAAAGAUGUCAUGUCCCAGGGCAGAAGUAUCAUCUUUCUGGAGACAACUGAUCACCUGCAACCUUCUCCACUUGUUUUAUGUUCUGUGGAAUCUGCUGCCAGAGUUUAUCAAGACAGGCCCAUCAUUUUCUUUAUGAAAGGACUGAACAGUAAUACAUUGUCAGAUAUUAAAUCUUCUUACCCCUCACUUUUCUUCUUAUCAACUAUGAAGAAUGUUUUCCUUUUCCCUCUUCAGAUGGACAUUUUAUUCCAGGACACACCUCUAUUGCCAUGGUAUCUUCAGGUCAAUACAACAAAGGAGAAGCACUGGGCCUUUAUUAUUUCUGAUGCAAUCAGACUUGCAGUACUGUGGAAAUAUGGUGGAAUUUAUAUGGACACAGAUGUUAUUUCCAUCAAACCUAUCCCAGUGGAUAACUUUUUAGCAGCUCAAUCUUCCCAAUUCUCCAGCAAUGGGGUCCUUGGUUUUCAGCAUCAUCAUUGGUUCCUCUGGGACUGCAUGAAAGAUUUUGUUCAUAAUUACAAUGGAGACAUCUGGGGAAAUCAGGGACCUUACUUAAUUACAAGAAUACUAAAGAAGCUAUGCAAUCUCAGAAAUUUUGAGAAUAUGGAGGACCAUGUAUGCUACAACAUUUCCUUUUUGCACCCUCAACGCUUCUACCCCAUCCCUUUUGAAGUAUGGACAAAAUACUACGAAGUAUGGAACUCAAAGCCAGAGUUCAGUCAUUCCUAUGCUUUGCACUUAUGGAACUUCAUGAACCAGAAAGAGAAAAAGAAUGUGACCCUUGGAAGCAACACACUUGUUGAAAAACUGUUCAGAAUAUAUUGUCCUACUACAUAUAGGAGUCUGUUCAAGCUACACAAGAUUCAGUUGCCUCAAAAUAAAACAAGUUAAGGGUGUAAUCCCAUUACUUCUGUAACAGAACUCCAGGAACUCUGGGAAGCCCCUCCUCUCUUCUUACAUGCAUGCAAAUCUCUGAUGCUGGAUAUUUGAAAGACCAGGAAAUCAUGACCUCCAAAACCCCCAACAGAACAUAGUAAGUUCUGGGUGGGCAGUGACAGAAGGAACCAAAGGCAAUUAAGGCUCCCCCCACCAAUCCAUUAUGCUACUAACACUCAAUGGGAGUUUAGGCCAGCCACUCGACUGCUCAGAAACAUAUGAAAUAGGAGGUGAACUUUUCUCCCCUGUACAGAACAGGAGUGCUCUAAUCUUACCUUGGGCUUUCUCUAUAAUUCCUGCAUAUCACAACUGUGAUUUGAAACUCAGUAAUCCUUCAAAUAUUAAUUUGGCAAUCUUCAAAGAUAAUAUUUAACACUUUCAGAAAUACAAAGAAUUAAUGAGCUAUAUAAUUAGGAAUGGUAUUUGAGCCCAAGAAAUAUACAGCUUCUUUUUAGGAUUUUCCAAAGUAAAUCUUCUCACCAUUUUCCUUUUACACUAGAAAACUAAAGGCUAUAUUAUGGUGAAGGCCAGCACUCAAUGUUGUAUGGGAAGCAGGCACAUGCAAUAGCAAUGGCCUAAUUUUGCUAAGGAUGGAGUUUUAUUGCUUUAAAAACAAAAUAAAAGUAAUACUUUAAAUUGUAUGUUAUUGAUAUUUGAUUUAGUAAAUAUUUUUAUGGAAACCCAUCUUUGAACAGGGAUGGAAAAUUGCAAAUCAGAGAUAAGAUGGGUAACUGGGGAACCCUUUUGUCAUAGCUUCUAGUACCUCUACAAAAUCACUCAUGGCUUUGAACUGGCAAAGAGGACACAAUGCGAGGAAUCCUUGAAGACAGAUUUGUGCUUGGAGCACGAGCUGUGAACUUAAAUGUAAUUUAUUUCUAUUGCUUUAAACAGCAACCUAUGGAAUGUUUCUUUUAUCACUUUUCUUUGAUGAAAGUUUAUAAAAUCUUCAUUACUUAUAUCAUUUGCAUCUUCAGGAGAUGCCCACUGCACCUUUACAACCACAUUCCAUAAUGUGCAAUUGCAAUAUUAUCUCUGGCUAUUGAAAAAUAAUAAUUUCAUUUUUCAGUAAUAGCUGAAGGCAGUAAUGGUAAUGAAACUUAGAAGCCAGGAACCUGUGGUAUCUUCACAUCAGAUGAAUUUAUAUUUAAAGCUGGGGAAAAAAGACUAGGAAUGGAAUAUAUUGUCCAGAGCAGGUUUAUUUUCUAUUUGAAAUGUUUUCCCAAUAGUGCACUUUAGCACUGCUGAGACAUGCUUUUUCACAUAGAUCUAUUUUAAUUGGUACUUAAUACAGCACUAUAUUCCUGAUAACAAACCAGCUGCACUAAAUCUCUCCAUGAACAAGAUCAUAGUUACUAGGAAGAAUGUCCCAUAUGAUGUACUUUGCAAUAUUUGUUCAGCCAAUUUCCCACUUCAGGUAGACUUAUGCCAUAUAUACAUGCACACAUGUCCCUUGGAACCAGGCUCACUGGCUUGGUCAGUGGAUUUGUGCUCCUCAGAAACUGGGACUGGCUCCUCACUACUCCUUCAGACUCUCCUUGAAUCUUCUGAAAUCUUAGAUGUGUUUUCCAUUUGCAA
Molecule: messenger RNA, 2812 nt
Organism: Candoia aspera
Lineage: Eukaryota; Metazoa; Chordata; Lepidosauria; Squamata; Candoiidae
Gene: A4GNT
Product: alpha-1,4-N-acetylglucosaminyltransferase
Exons: 3
Coding region: 173-1192 (339 amino acids)
Biological process (GO): protein O-linked glycosylation
Molecular function (GO): acetylglucosaminyltransferase activity
Source: RefSeq, a predicted model, not a curated record